Messenger RNA from Prunus armeniaca (apricot), 915 nucleotides. The record is from the annotation of a GenBank genome assembly. NCBI's taxonomy places the organism in Eukaryota, Viridiplantae, Streptophyta, Magnoliopsida, Rosales, Rosaceae.
AUGAGAGAGUUCUUCAGAGCUGACUCAAUAUUGAGAGUUCAAACUCUGACUCGCGCAGGGCUUGAGUGGGGUCAUCGCAACAUUCUUCUCUACCCAUGCAUUGUCUCAGUGAGAAACUGGAUUGGAAACUACUGCUACUUUUCCGAGGCUACUACAUGCAUCCGAGGUUAUUCAUCCCUGUUGAAUUUGCUAAAAUAUGAAUAUGGUUUGAAUACUUUAAGUUAUGUUUUAUUCUUCUCUAUAAAGAGCUCUGGUAGCUUCGUAAACCACGCGUUAGUGAAUAUCUUGAUAACGUACCUCAAUGAUAAUUGGAGUACACCACAUUUUGAAAUGGCUGCCCUAGUUACAAAUGUCCAAGAAGGGGUAUCAGGCAUCAUGGUGAUUGUUCUUGCUCAUAUAUCAGGCACGCACAUGGCUCGUUUUAAAACGAUUGCGUCCACAAAUGCUGCUUUCUUUCUUUUUAUGAGCACACAUACUGAGGCUAAGGUAUACUAUGGAGCAGCGCCACUGAUAGUAUUAGGGGAAGCUGGUCGAUCGGCUACAUUGCAGGAAUUUCUUGAGGAUCAAUAUUUUAGUGAACAGAAAGAAAGAACGUCCACUGAAGAAAAUUAUUUAAAACGACUGGAAACUCGUAAAGAAGCUUUGUGGCCCCAUCCCUGGUUUUUAGGUGCAUUGUUAGCUGUUUUACUUCCAACUGGGUCCUGGAAAACUACGUUCAUGAUUUCAGCAAUUUUAGUGGGAGUCGCUAGUUUUGUGUUCUUGUAUGGCUACUCCUGUUACUUCGGGAUUGAUGCUCAUGAGAUUGGUGACGUUGACGCCCCAGAGCAGGAGAUCAAUGAAGAUGACGAGGAGGAGGACGCCCCAGAGCAGGAGAUAAAUGAAGAUGCCAAGGAGGAGGACAACAACCUUAGUUAG